Molecule: messenger RNA, 1881 nt
Organism: Gastrolobium bilobum
Lineage: Eukaryota; Viridiplantae; Streptophyta; Magnoliopsida; Fabales; Fabaceae
Exons: 9
Coding region: 1-1881 (626 amino acids)
Source: RefSeq, a predicted model, not a curated record
AUGACUAUUGUCUCCGCUAGAGAUGCUCCUGUCCCUGCUGCCAAUUUUACUCAAUCCGGUAUUUUGGGUAAGUCUCUUGCUUUCUAUACAUUGUCUAGGAAUAAUAUUUGGAUAAUUGAUACAGGUGCUUCUGAUCAUAUGAUUAAAGAUUCUUCCCAAUUGUUCAAUCUCUGUAAUUCUUCACAAUCUGUUAUUUCCACUGCCAAUGGGGGUACCUCAAAAAUUACUGGUCAAGGAUCUUUAACCCUUUCUGAUAGCUUAUUUCUAGACUCUGUGUUGGUUGUACCCUCUCUUGAAUACAACUUACUCUCUGACAUCCCCACUCGGACUACACUUGGUUAUGGUGUUAGACGUGGCCAGCUUUACUUCUUAGAGGUCCCUGAUCAUAGCCAUUCUUCUUUGGCUACUACAUGUGCAACAACCGGUCCAGAACAGUCCUGUGCUACCAUUUGGCUUUGGCAUCGAAGACUUGUUGUUCAUUCCGAUGUUUGGGGCCCUGCAAAUGUGCCUUCUUUCUCAAAAGCUUACUAUUAUGUGACUUUUAUUGAUGAAUCUGUUGUGUCUGUUGCCUACCUCAUCAAUCGUACUCCAUCCAGCGCCCUUCACUUUAAAACUCCACAACAGACUCUGGAAUCUUAUUUCUCCAUUCCUCACAUUCCCAACCUUGAGCCUCGUGUUUUUGGGUGCAUGGUGUGUUAUGAUCCCGUUCUCCACAAAAUGCAUGUCACCAUGGACGUGUCUUUUCAAGAAUUGGAACCAUAUUAUUCAGGGAGAGAUUCUGUUACUUCUUCUCAGGGAGAGAUACCUACUACUAGAGAAGAAAUUAUAACUCUUCAACACACUCCUGGACCGGAUGUUACCCCUUCCACGAAUGAUUUUGCUACGCGUCUAACACCUAUAACUGAGGCAUCGUCCCUGGAUGUUCCUGAAUCCAUACCUGAGGAUGCUUUGGAUGAUCCAAAUUGGAAGGAAGCCAUGAAUGUAGAAAUGAAGGCCUUACAAAAAAACUCAACGUGGGACCUGGUUCCUUUACCAACCGGGAAGAAACCAAUUGGAUGCAAAUGGGUGUUUACUGUGAAGCUUAAAGCAGAUGGAAGCCUUGACAGAUAUAAAGCCAGAUUAGUUGCUAAGGGAUAUGCACAAAAAUACGGGGUUGAUUACCAAGAUACAUUUGCACCAGUAGCAAAACUGAACACAAUUUGUAUUAUGAUUUCUAUAACAGCUAACAGGGACUGGCCACUCAAGCAAUUUGAUGUAAAGAAUGCAUUUUUAAAUGGAGACUUAGAAGAAGAAGUAUAUAUGGAAAUUCCACCAGGCACCAAACAUGCCAACUUGAAGGGCAAUGAAUUAUUGGAAAGACAUUUAGCAAAUGAGUUUGAAAUGAAAGAUCUAGGAUCAUUAAAAUUUAUGCACAACCCAAGUGAGGAUCACAUGGCUGCUGUGUAUCGAAUAUUGAGGUAUUUAAAAGGGUGUCCAGGGAAAGGCAAUCUAGUUACUUGGAAGAGUAAGAAGCAGAAGGUUGUGGCUAGAUCGAGUGCAGAAGCAGAGUUUAGAGGAAUGGCACAUGGAGUGUGUGAAUUGUUGUGGAUUAAGAGCAUCCUACAAGACUUAGGAAUCUGCUACAAUCAGCCUAUGGAGUUACAUUGUGAUAAUAAAGCUGCUAUUGAAAUUGCCCAUAAUCCAAUUCAACAUGAUAGAACCAAGCAUGUAGAAGUGGAUAGGCACUUUAUCAAGGAAAAGCUAGAUCAAAAAAUUAUUCAAUUUCCCUACAUUAAAUCUGAAGAUCAGUUAGCUGACAUCUUGACAAAGGCUGUAUCAGGAAAAGUAUUUGAAGAAGCAAUUAACAAGUUGGGCAUGAUUGAUAUCUAUGCACCAACUUGA